Molecule: messenger RNA, 2687 nt
Organism: Pseudovirgaria hyperparasitica
Lineage: Eukaryota; Fungi; Ascomycota; Dothideomycetes; Acrospermales; Acrospermaceae
Exons: 5
Coding region: 46-2304 (752 amino acids)
Biological process (GO): mRNA cis splicing, via spliceosome
Cellular component (GO): U1 snRNP; U2-type prespliceosome
Molecular function (GO): RNA binding; protein binding
Source: RefSeq, a predicted model, not a curated record
CUUUGAACUCAAUAUUCAUCGACAGCCGUGUAUCAUUAAAUCGUGAUGAGUACAACUCCAGCGACAUGGCGUCGCUUCGAGACUCCAGAAGGAAGACCAUACUACUUCAACGCGACAACGAAUCAAACCGUAUGGAAUCGGCCAGACGGUUACCAUCCUUGGAAAGAACAUACGCAUAGCGACGGUCGAAAGUAUUAUCACAAUGAAGAGACAAAAGAGACGAAAUGGGAGAUGCCCGCCGAAAUGCGAGGCUCUGCUCCAGUACAAAGCUCCUUACCACCGCGACCAACUGCUGCUGCCCCAACCUUUGUAGCUGGUGGUACCUCCAUGCCAUCGUAUGAGCCACGCGAACGCGACCGCGACCGCGACCGCGAUCGAGAUCGCGACGAUUAUCCGCGUGAUAGGAUGGGUCAUGACAGACAGUCAAUGUACCCUUCUUCAAACAAUGCACCGUAUGGAUCACAACCUGAACAAGAUUAUGCUACAAUCGAAGAGGCGGAAGCGGCCUUGUUCAAGCUCUUUAAGCGCGUCGGUGUACAAGCGGAUUGGACAUGGGAGGCCACCAUGAAAGCUACAAUAAAGGACCCGCAGUUCCGAGCAGUGAAAGAUCCAAAAGACAGGAAGCUUGCGUUUGAAAAAUACGUCAUCGAUCUGCGCGCGCAGGAGAAAGACAAGGAGCGGGACCGACUUGCUAAGCUACGUACAGACUUCAAUAAUAUGCUCAAGAGUCACCCUGAAAUCAAGCAUUACUCCCGAUGGAAGACUGUUCAGCCAAUCAUUGCAGGCGAGACUAUCUAUAGAUCUGCAAAAAGCGACGAAGAGCGCAGACAGCUUUUCGAGGAGUACAUCGUAGAGCUGAAGAAGGCACAUAAGGAGCGCGAGGUCUCAAACCGCUCGGCAGCUUUGGAGCAAAUGGCCAACGACCUUAGUGCACUGGACCUUGAACCCUACACUCGCUGGAAGGAAGCCGAGAGCAUCAUACUGUCCACAGAAAAGUUCCAGAAUGAUGAGAAAUUCAAGGAUAUGACGAAACUUGACGUCUUGAAGACCUUUGAAAAUCAUAUCAAGUCUCUCGAGCGAAAGUUUAACGACGCUCGACAAAAAGACAAGAAUCUCAAAACACGAAAGGACCGCACCAACCGCGAUCAUUUUAUUGAUCUUCUGGAAGGUCUCCGCAGUGAAGGGAAGAUCAAUGCCGAGACGAGAUGGAUGGAAGUACAUGAAUAUAUCAAAGACGACCCCCGCUAUAAAGCAAUGCUCGGUCAGUCAGGAUCUACUCCCCUGGAUCUGUUUUGGGACAUGAUUCAGAGAGAAGAGGAGUCACUCAAAGACAAGAAACAUGACGUUGACAGUGCCCUUGGGAACUUCCAAAUAACCUCUAAGACAUCCCUCGAGGAAUAUAUGGACGUUGUGCGACGUGACCGCAAGACCUCUGGCAUGAAUUACGACACUCUCAAGAUUAUAUUCAAGAGGUUGCAGGAUAAGUCCCGGAAGCGUGAUGAAGAUGACCGGCACUAUGCUGAUCGUCAUCAGCGCAAAGCCGUUGAGGCUCUGCGAUCCAAAAUCAAGCGUCUCGAGCCUCCUGUCACUCUUGAUGACGCGUGGGAGAAGGUACGUCUACGUUUAGAGAAGUAUGAAGAGUACCAUGCUAUCGAUUCUGAUGAACUACGCCGAUCUGCGUUUGACAAACAUAUCGUUCGUCUCAAGGAAAGGAUGGAAGACGAUAGAGAUCGCCGAGAGAGAGAUCGCAGCCGCCGUAACGACAGGGAAAAGGAUCGUGAACGGCCCCGUGAGCGCGAUCGAGAUCACCGUAAUGGCCACUCUGGGCGCCAUCGCAGCCGAACCCCAGAAUCUGACCCCUACGAAGCCGACCGCAGGAAAGCACAAGCCGAUCGUGAAAAGCAGUAUCGGAAGUCAAGUCUGGGAUUGUCGCCACCUCCAUACAGGAACAGAGAUCGGGACGAGCGUGACAAAUACGACAGAAGGUCAGUCGCCCAGAGCCACUAUGAGCGAGAGAGGCGGGAGCGAGAGGCAGAGCGGGAGCGUUCGUACGUGAGUCGUGUAGAUCCUCGUGAAAGAGGCAGUGAGCUCGACUACGGAGACAGCAGACCUGGAAGUGUACGACGACGCAGAGAGAGUGAUACGGAGAGCCUUGGAAGUCGAAGGGAUAUAAAGCGCAACAAACGCGACCGAAGAUCGCCCUCGCCACGCAAGACGAAGUCGCCUCCGCCGGAACCCGUCCCGGCAAAGGAAGAUCCAGGCCUUCGUUCCGGCAGUGAGGAAGGAGAAAUCGAGGAAGAUUAAGCCGCCGAUGACGGUAUGUUCUGCCGAGUCUACGGACAGUCAUCUCACCGCAACGGUAGUUUUCAGUACAUGACCAACGGCUUUGAGCGAUUUCGGACACCACCACGUUUGCACACACACACACAGCCCCCCCUUGUACGGUUUUCAUUUCACAAUUGACAGCAGCUCUCGGUUCACACAAAACUCGGUACGUCCCAUAUCUGAGGUUCUUAAUCACGGAUUCGCUUCACAAUAGCACAGCAUUGCUUCGGUGUGAAGCGUAACAUAAGUCCAGCUUUUAGCAGCACUCUGAAACAUGCACGCUCGUCUGGAAGCACUAGUAGGCCCGUUUUGCUCUUAAAAAUCACGAAAAUGUAAUAUAUUUAUUGCCAGUUUCAUCAUCG